AUACGUCGAAGUCGUACAACAUUUACUACUUAUCAGUUACAUCAAUUAGAAAGAGCUUUUGAGAAGACCCAGUACCCUGAUGUAUUUACUAGAGAAGAAUUGGCUUUAAGAUUAGAUCUAAGUGAGGCUCGUGUACAGGUUUGGUUUCAAAACAGACGUGCCAAAUGGAGGAAAAGGGAG
Molecule: messenger RNA, 180 nt
Organism: Lottia gigantea (owl limpet)
Lineage: Eukaryota; Metazoa; Mollusca; Gastropoda; Lottiidae
Exons: 2
Biological process (GO): regulation of transcription by RNA polymerase II
Molecular function (GO): DNA-binding transcription factor activity, RNA polymerase II-specific; RNA polymerase II transcription regulatory region sequence-specific DNA binding
Source: RefSeq, a predicted model, not a curated record